AUGGCCUCGCUCAUAUCGAAGCUGCCCAUCGAUGUGCAGACGCUUCUCCCGCGCUCGGGGGGCUACCCAGAGGUGAAGAAGCUUCCCCAGCCGGGCGACAUGGCGCCUGCGCUCCUCGACGAGAACUGGACCUCGGCACCGCACCUCGUCGCCUUUGUCCGACACUGCGGCUGCCCCUUUGCCCAGGCCGAAGUCGAGUCGCUGGGCCGCGCGCUCAAGGCGCACCCAAACGUUCGGAUCGUCAUUGUCUCGCACAGCUCCGACGAAGUUGUCAAGGACUGGUUUGAGCGCGUGGGCAAGGCCAACUUCCCCGACGAGGCAAAGGACGUGAGGCUCGUGGCCGACCCCAAAUUCGAGCUGUAUGCCAGCUGGGGCAUCGGACAAAUGGGCUACUCGGGCAUGCUCAACAGCGAUAUGAUCAAGAGCCUCAAGGAGCUCGCAGCGCAGGGCAUCAAAAACACCGAGACGGGAGAGGGAAGCUACCGAUGGCAAAACAGCGGCGGCUUUGCAGUCGACCACGGCGGCAAGGUCCAGUUCUCCAAGCUGGCCUCUCACGCCGGCGACACCGUCAACUACGAAGAGGCGGUCAAGACGGUUCUUCAGAAUUGA
Acaromyces ingoldii is the source of this 609-nucleotide messenger RNA. RefSeq lists its product as hypothetical. The transcript has a single exon. The record is from RefSeq and is a predicted model, not a curated record. Lineage: Eukaryota; Fungi; Basidiomycota; Exobasidiomycetes; Exobasidiales; Cryptobasidiaceae. The coding region runs from base 1 to 609 and encodes 202 amino acids.